Messenger RNA from Mus pahari (shrew mouse), 1310 nucleotides. It is a transcript of the gene Srm, whose product is annotated as spermidine synthase. Gene Ontology annotation, molecular function: spermidine synthase activity. NCBI's taxonomy places the organism in Eukaryota, Metazoa, Chordata, Mammalia, Rodentia, Muridae. Bases 108 to 1016 code for a protein of 302 amino acids. The transcript is spliced from 8 exons. Gene Ontology annotation, biological process: spermidine biosynthetic process. The record is from RefSeq and is a predicted model, not a curated record. Gene Ontology annotation, cellular component: cytosol.
GAGCGGGUUAGGUUGCGGCGCGGGCGGCGGGCCGAGCUGGUCACGUUGUGCUGGGGGCUCCGCGCGGCCUGCAGUCCCGAGCCCGCGACGCGCUCCGCCCGCCCGCCAUGGAGCCUGGCCCCGACGGCCCAGCCGCGCCCGGCCCCGCCGCCAUCCGUGAGGGCUGGUUCCGAGAGACCUGCAGCCUGUGGCCCGGCCAGGCCCUGUCGCUGCAAGUGGAGCAGCUGCUGCACCACCGGCGAUCGCGGUACCAAGACAUCCUCGUCUUCCGCAGUAAAACCUACGGCAACGUGCUGGUUCUGGAUGGCGUCAUCCAGUGUACUGAGAGGGACGAGUUCUCCUACCAGGAGAUGAUCGCCAACCUGCCGCUCUGCAGCCACCCCAACCCGCGGAAGGUGCUGAUCAUCGGGGGUGGAGAUGGGGGCGUCCUGCGGGAAGUGGUGAAGCACCCCUCUGUGGAGUCGGUGGUCCAGUGCGAGAUCGAUGAGGAUGUCAUUGAAGUCUCUAAGAAGUUCCUGCCUAGCAUGGCCGUUGGCUUUUCCAGCUCAAAGCUGACUCUCCACGUGGGCGAUGGCUUUGAGUUCAUGAAACAGAACCAAGAUGCCUUCGACGUCAUCAUCACGGACUCCUCAGACCCCAUGGGCCCUGCAGAGAGCCUCUUCAAGGAGUCCUAUUACCAGCUCAUGAAGACAGCGCUCAAGGAAGAUGGCAUCCUGUGCUGCCAGGGUGAAUGCCAGUGGCUGCACCUGGACCUCAUCAAGGAGAUGAGGCACUUCUGCAAAUCUCUCUUCCCUGUGGUGGACUAUGCCUACUGUAGCAUUCCCACCUAUCCCAGUGGCCAGAUCGGCUUCAUGCUGUGUAGCAAAAACCCGAGCACCAACUUCCGGGAGCCCGUGCAGCAGUUGACACAGACCCAGGUGGAGCAGAUGCAGCUGAAAUACUAUAACUCGGACAUGCACCGCGCAGCCUUCGUACUGCCUGAGUUCACCAGGAAGGCCCUCAAUGACAUAAGCUGAAUCCAGGUGCCACUGUAGCACCACCUGAGACCUCAAUCAGAUUGGACCAAGGAUCUUCCAAGUUGUCUGGGGACCACCAGUCCUGGACCAGACUCCCAGAUGACUCUUGCCCACCAACCAAGUGUUACAGGCCCCACGAUGCUGCCUGGCCUGCCCUGCUGGGUGGACUCACUCUCUUGUCUAUCUCUGUGGCGUUCAGCCCCACGCCUAUACCAGCUCUGUACAGCACCGCCUAUGCCCUGUGACCCAACAAAAUACAUGUGUAUUUAUAACAAGCUCAGUCAUGACCUCUGA